Molecule: messenger RNA, 1699 nt
Organism: Brassica oleracea var. oleracea
Lineage: Eukaryota; Viridiplantae; Streptophyta; Magnoliopsida; Brassicales; Brassicaceae
Product: cytochrome P450 705A20-like
Exons: 1
Cellular component (GO): membrane
Molecular function (GO): iron ion binding; oxidoreductase activity, acting on paired donors, with incorporation or reduction of molecular oxygen, NAD(P)H as one donor, and incorporation of one atom of oxygen; heme binding
Source: RefSeq, a predicted model, not a curated record
UUUAAUGUUUGGGAAACAAUGGCAGCUAUGGUCUUCAUUGACUUCCAGAACUGCUUCAUCCUGACCCUCCUCUGCUUGAUCUCACUACUCUGCUACUCUCUCUUCUUCAGGAAACCAAAAGACUCACCAGGAUAUGAUCUGCCUCCGAGCCCCCCGUCUCUUCCUAUCAUCGGCCAUCUUCACCUUCUCCUAUCUACUACAACCCACAAGUCUCUUCAGAAACUCUCCACCAAGUAUGGACCUCUCCUCCUCAUCCGGAUCUUCAAUGCCCCCAUCAUUCUCGUCUCCUCUGCCUCUGUGGCCUACGAGAUCUUCAAGUCCCACGACGUGAACGUCUCCACUCGCGCUCUUGCUGCCAUCGAUGAGUCGCUCGUGUUUGGAUCUUAUGGCAUCGUCAAUGCUCCCUAUGGAGAUUACUGGAAGUUCAUGAAGAAGCUCAUCGCCACCAAGUUGCUCAGACCACAAUCAGUCGAGAGGUCACUAGGUAUCCGUGCUGAAGAGAUUCAGCGAUUUUGCAGAAGUCUUCUCGAGAAGGCAAGGAAGAAUGAGAGCGUUGAGAUCAGUAAAGAAGCGAUGAAGCUCAUAAACAACACAUUGUGCAGAAUGAGCAUGGGAAGGAGUUUUUCAGAGGAGAACGGUGAGGCGGAGAAGGUUAGGGGCUUGGUGGGAGAAUCAUAUGCCUUGACAAAGAAGAUGUUCCUAGCAGCUUUGCUGCGGAGACCGCUCAAGAAACUUCGAAUCCCGUUGUUCAAGAAGGAGAUAAUGAGUGUUUCCGACAGACUUGAUGAGCUGCUAGAGAGGAUUAUUGUGGAGCACACAGAGAAACUAGACGAGAAGCAACAAGAUAAGGAUAUGAUGGACGUGUUGUUGGCAGCUUAUCGAGACGAAGAGGCAGAGUAUAAGAUCACUAUGAAUCAAAUCAAAGCAUUUUUUGUGGUAAAUUUUAUUCAUUAUAUCAAUUUCAUUUGAGGAUCCAUAUAAUAGUUCUAAAUCUUCUCAUUUCAGGAGCUUUUUGUUGGAGCCACUGAUACCUCUGUACAAACUACUCAGUGGACAAUGGCUGAGAUCAUUAAUAAUCCUAAUGUUCUUGAGAGGCUGAGAGAGGAAAUCGAUUCCGCUGUAGGGAGUUCAAGGUUGAUUCAAGAAACAGAUUUACCAAACCUUCCUUACUUGCAAGCGGUGGUUAAGGAAGGGUUAAGACUACACCCGCCUGGCCCUCUCCUGGUAAGGACGUUCCAAGAAAGAUGUGAGAUCAAAGGGUACUACAUACCAGAGAAGACAACGCUUGUUAUUAAUGCUUAUGCUGUGAUGAGGGAUCCUGAUUCUUGGGAAGAUCCUGACGAGUUUAAGCCUGAGAGGUUUCUAAGUCCUAAAGAAGACGAGAAAGAGCUAGCAUUUAAGUACCUUCCUUUUGGCAGCGGAAGGAGAGGAUGUCCUGGAGGAAAUCUAUCUCAAAUAUUUGUAGGAACCGCGGUAGGAGUGAUGGUGCAAUGCUUUGAAUGGAAAAUCGAAGGAGGUAAGGUCAAUAUGGAAGAGUCUUUUGAAGGAAUGAACCUAAGCAUGGUGCAUCCGCUUAAGUGUGUUCCGGUUGCUAGGCCACAAGCUUUUUCUUUUACUUGAAAUCUCUAGGUUCUCAGCUCAUGAGACUCCAGUCAAGAACAUGUAAAAGUUUGCUAUCAUAUGUAUCAGUGGAUCUUCU